AUGGAGAAGGCGGUUCUGCUGCGUUCUCUUUCAUCUACUACACCACUCGCCUGUUCUAUAAUCUUCGCUCGCCCUUACAACGGACUAGCUCGAUUUACAUCUAUCUCCGCCAAGCGCCACCGUCUGCUCCACAGCGUCCAGCGCUGUCGCCGCUCCACGCUCUUCGACAACCACCUCCGUCUCACCUCCACCGCCGCUUCCCCGGCUUUUCACCUGAGAAGGCACUUUUCCUCUCUCUCCGUCCGAGCUGUUGCCACUUCCUCCCCGCAGCUCUCUCCAGAUGGUAUUGGAGCUGAUGAUGAAGUUGCCGAGAAGCUGGGGUUCGAGAAAGUGUCUGAGCAGUUCAUUGAUGAGUGUAAAUCCAAAGCUAUUUUAUAUAAGCACAAGAAGACCGGCGCCGAAAUUAUGUCGGUUUGCAAUGACGAUGAGAAUAAGGUCUUUGGUAUUGUUUUCCGAACUCCUCCGAAAGAUUCAACUGGAAUUCCUCACAUAUUGGAACACAGUGUAUUGUGUGGUUCAAGAAAGUAUCCCCUAAAAGAACCUUUUGUUGAACUAUUGAAGGGAAGCUUGCACACUUUCCUAAAUGCAUUCACCUAUCCUGAUAGGACUUGCUAUCCUGUUGCUUCCACAAAUACUAAGGAUUUCUAUAACUUGGUUGAUGUGUACUUAGAUGCUGUAUUUUUCCCCAAAUGUGUGGAGGACUUUCAAACCUUUCAACAAGAGGGUUGGCAUUAUGAACUGAAUGACCCUUCAGAAAACAUAACAUAUAAAGGUGUUGUUUUCAAUGAGAUGAAGGGGGUUUAUUCACAGCCUGAUAACAUAAUGGGUAGGACGUCCCAGCAAGCCCUUUUUCCAGAUAAUACAUAUGGUGUCGAUAGUGGUGGAGAUCCACUGGUCAUUCCCAAGCUCACUUUUGAGGAAUUUAAGGAAUUCCACCGCAAAUACUACCAUCCUAGCAAUGCUAGAAUAUGGUUUUAUGGUGAUGAUGAUCCAACUGAACGAUUGCGCAUCUUAAGUGAAUAUCUGGACACAUUUGAUGCUAGUUCAGCACCUCAAGAGUCGAGAAUUCAUCCACAGAAACUGUUCUCUGAGCCACUUAGGAUUGUUGAAAAAUAUCCUGCAGGGGAGGGUGAUGACCUAAAGAAAAAGCACAUGGUUUGCAUUAAUUGGCUUCUUUCUGAGAAGCCACUAGAUUUGGAAACUGAGCUUGCUCUGGGUUUUUUGGAUCAUUUGCUGUUGGGAACUCCUGCUUCUCCUUUAAGGAAAAUCUUGUUGGAAAGUGGUUUAGGUGAUGCUAUUGUUGGGGGCGGGGUAGAAGAUGAGCUUCUUCAGCCUCAAUUUAGCAUUGGGUUGAAGGGUGUUUCGGAAGAAAACAUUCAAAAAGUAGAAGAAUUGGUAAUGAGUACCCUAAAAAAUUUGGCAGAAGAAGGUUUCAAUUCAGAUGCUGUGGAGGCAUCAAUGAACACAAUUGAGUUCUCUCUUAGGGAGAAUAACACUGGCUCAUUCCCUCGUGGACUGGCGUUGAUGCUCCGCUCCAUUGGGAAAUGGGUUUAUGAUAUGGAUCCAUUUGAACCACUAAAAUAUCAGAAACCUCUUGAAGACCUGAAAUCCAGAAUAGCCAAGGAAGGAUCCAAAGCUGUUUUUGCUCCUUUAAUAGAACAAUUCAUCUUGACUAACCCACAUCGAGUGACUGUUGAGAUGCAGCCUGAUCCUGAGAAGGCUUCCCGUGAUGAAGCAACUGAAAAAGAAAUCCUGAAUAAAGUGAAAUCAAGCAUGACACAGGAGGAUCUUGCAGAGUUGGCACGUGCUACACAUGAGCUACGACUGAAGCAAGAAACACCUGACCCUCCAGAAGCCCUGAAAGUUGUACCAAGUCUCUCUCUACAAGAUAUUCCCAAAAAGCCUGUACAUGUUCCGAUUGAGGUUGGUGAUAUCAAUGGAACAAAAGUUUUGCGACAUGACCUCUUUACAAAUGAUAUCCUUUAUGCUGAAAUUGUUUUCAAUAUGAGCUUGUUGAAGCCAGAGCUUGUUCCAUUGGUUCCACUUUUCUGUCAGUCACUGCUGGAGAUGGGAACAAAGGACUUGGACUUUGUUCAGCUGAAUCAGUUGAUUGGAAGAAAAACUGGAGGGAUUUCAGUGUAUCCUAUGACCUCAUCAGUGCGGGGUAAGGUAGAUCCAUGUUGCCAUAUGAUUGUUCGAGGCAAAUCCAUGUCUGGACGAAUUGAAGAUCUAUUCAACUUGAUGAACUGUGUUAUUCAAGAUGUCAAGCUCACUGACCAAAAAAGAUUCAAGCAGUUUGUUUCUCAAAGCAAAGCUAGAAUGGAGAACCGACUAAGAGGCAGUGGUCAUAGCAUUGCAGCUGCUAGGAUGGAUGCAAAACUUAACGUUGCAGGGUGGCUGUCUGAACAAAUGGGUGGUGUCAGCUAUUUGGAAUUUCUGAGAAACCUUGAAGUAAAAGUUGAUAACAAUUGGCCAGAAAUUUCAUCAUCUCUUGAAGAGAUACGGAGAUCCCUAUUUUCGAAGGAUGGGUGCCUGGUUAAUCUAACAGCUGACGAGAAAAAUCUAAUGAAUGCUGAGAAACAUGUUGGUUCAUUCCUCGAUUUGCUUCCUAGUAAGUCUCUAGCAGAACCUACAGUAUGGAAUGCACGGCUUUCUCCUACAAAUGAAGCUAUAGUUGUCCCUACUCAAGUAAAUUAUGUUGGGAAAGCAGCAAAUCUCUUUGAUGCAGGCUAUAAACUUAAGGGUAGUGCAUAUGUUAUUUCAAAGUACAUAAGCAAUACAUGGCUGUGGGAUCGUGUACGAGUCAGUGGUGGAGCUUAUGGAGGAUUUUGUGAUUUUGACACCCACUCUGGUGUAUUCUCAUUUUUGUCUUAUCGCGAUCCAAAUUUGAUGAAGACACUUAAUGUGUAUGAUGGAACAAGUGAUUUCCUGAGAGAACUUGAAAUGGAUGAUGAUACUCUAACGAAGGCAAUUAUUGGAACAAUUGGUGAUGUUGAUGCAUACCAGCUACCUGAUGCAAAAGGAUACAGUAGUUUACUUCGAUAUUUAUUGGGGGUUACUGAAGAAGAAAGGCAAUUGAGGCGCGAAGAAAUAUUAUCCACAAGGCUGGCCGAUUUCAAGGAAUUUGCAGAUGCAAUCCAAGCAGUAAAAGAUCAAGGGGUCGUGGUUGCCGUGGCUUCACCAGAUGAUGUUGAUGCUGCCAACAAGGAACACCCCAACUUCUUUGAAGUAAAUAAAGCACUAUGAGAAGAGUAAUUUUUCCUUUCCUGAUUGUCUUAUCACAAAUUCACACAAUAGAUACACCCCCGCAGUACCAUCAUUUGUCUUGCACUGAACAGCUUAGGAAUAACAAUUUUUAUCCCCUCCCACCCUCUCCCUUUUUUCUUUUAGUAUUUGGAGGAGUGGUGGAGGUUGGCACCUCAAACUAAGUUUUAUUUGUAGAUACUUCAUAUAUUGCCUGCAUGAGAUUUGGAGUAAAAAGUUUCUGAGGUGCACAUUACCCUUUUACCA
Messenger RNA from Ipomoea triloba (trilobed morning glory), 3510 nucleotides. RefSeq names its product presequence protease 2, chloroplastic/mitochondrial. Lineage: Eukaryota; Viridiplantae; Streptophyta; Magnoliopsida; Solanales; Convolvulaceae. The record is from RefSeq and is a predicted model, not a curated record. The transcript is spliced from 19 exons. Gene Ontology annotation, biological process: protein processing. Gene Ontology annotation, cellular component: chloroplast; mitochondrion. Gene Ontology annotation, molecular function: metal ion binding. The coding region runs from base 1 to 3246 and encodes 1081 amino acids.